CUUCGAGAUUCACUUCCGAGGUGCUGCUGCAUGCAAUUACUGCUAUCACUCACGGCAAGCUUUACCAUUGUACCGAUUUAGACAUCAUGGCCUCCAACAUUCCCAGCGAGAUUGCUUCGACAUUACAGGGUGCCUCAAUCAAGCGCCAUCCAUCCCCUCGACACGACUUGAACCCAUCGACGGCCGCGUCAGAGAAGCAGCCUGUAACCCUCAAUACAUAUCCCGACCCCGAUGCCGACUCAGACGUCGCCGAAGAUGAGAUUCCAAUCAGUGUACUAGACCCGGUCCCUCGGCGGAACAACAUGCCGCCGCUGCCAGAUCUACGGUUUGAACAGAGCUAUUUGAAGAGCAUUGAGCAGGCACAAGGGUGGCAGGGUGUGCUUUGGAUAACACUACGGGACCAGGUCAUCAUGUGCUUCGCGCAAGGAGUGUUAUGGACGCUUGUCCUCAACGGCUGGCGGCACUGGAAUCGCUCGGCCAAGUUCAGUGGGCAGAGUGUUGGCGCAAAGAUACGGAGAUGGUGGUGGGGUGUCAACAACUGGUCGGUUCCAAAUGCGAAAUCACGGAUGAACGACUCCAAGUUGUCCAAGAACGUGUCGGAGGAGCUUCUAACACCUGUGACUAAUCAUGGCGUAGCGUGUCAUCGAACGCGUCGUGCUACCCAAGUAAUCACCUUUCCUAACAUCACGCCCUCAACGCUACCCCCAGAGCAGCUCUCACCUCAUCGAGAUGCUAGUCAGUCACCAAUCAAACCCAUCAUGAAGCCAUUCCGGCCUCUCACCCUCGCGCGGGCGAAUUCACAGAACGGCGAGCCACCGAACAAAAAGCGAAGGAUAUCGUCCAAUGCACUCCCAUCGAGCAAUCGCCAGCCCCUCAAUACGCUGAGCAAUCCCGCGCCAGCACAGUUUCUACCACCCGGCCUCGAUGGGAGCUUUUACACUGUACUGUGGCGAAAGUACACGACCAAGAAAAACAAGACAUGGGACGGAGAUGGCGUGCUUGCUGUGGUCAACGGCUACGCUACGCUCACGGAUAGUAGCACAGGCAAAGAGCUAGGAAAGGGGGUGUGCAAUCGGCCGCUACUUCCUGGGUCGGCCUUCUCUGUGGGUGGCAAGGAGAUUGAGAUUGAUGGCGUUAUCGAGAAGGCGGACUAUUUGGCUGGUCGCAUGUUCUUGGACACGGCUGCUGCUGCGCCUGUGGGGCAGUCGAAGCAUGUUGAACCGGGAUACAAGCCAUCGUCUUCGAGCAAGUCGAAGGCAGAGAGGACGGACUCAUCGGGACGAAACAAGGUGGACAAAACUAGCGACGGUGGGGAAGAUGUGUUGGGGUACAAGCCGUCCGUACACCGCAAGAAACAUUUCAAGGCGCCUUUACUGUCAAAUACGGUACUUCCGCAACGAAACCCGUCGAUUCCACAGCCACGCCAUGAUCCGAACACGCCUAAUGCGCUCGUCAUGAAGCGACCAACAUCGUGUCCAACAGGGAAGCAGAUCGUCGACGUGGUAGUCGAUCCUGUUGUGAGCAAGCAUCUCCGAGACCAUCAGCGUGAGGGUGUGCAAUUCUUGUACGAAUGUGUUAUGGGCAUGCGGUGUGAGGGCGAGGGUGCCAUCAUGGCCGACGAAAUGGGACUGGGAAAGACACUACAGACAAUCGCGCUUCUCUGGACAUUGAUGAAGCAAAAUCCAGUUUACGAAAGUGCACCAGUCGUCAAGAAAGCUCUGAUUGUCUGCCCAGCUGGGCUGGUAGAUAAUUGGAAACGCGAAUUUCGAAAAUGGCUCGGCAACGAGAGGAUAGGGGUCUUCGUCUUGGACAGCAAGAAUAAGAAGAUUGCCAACUUCACUAUGGGAAAAGCAUACAACAUCAUGAUUGUAGGGUAUGAGAUGCUCCGUAUUGUGCAAGAGGAAUUGAAAAAGGGCAGUGGCGUCGACAUUGUCAUUGCGGACGAGGGCCAUAGGUUGAAGACUGCGAACAACAAGGCAAUGCUUGCUAUUCAGUCCCUCAACACCGAGCGGCGUAUCAUCCUGUCCGGUACGCCCCUGCAGAACGAUCUGGGGGAGUUCUUCACCGCCAUCGACUUCGUCAAUCCCGGCCUCCUCGGGCAACGCUCUGCAUUCAAGCGCGCAUUCGAGGUUCCAAUCAUGCGCAGUCGUCAGCCAGACGCAAGUAAGUCAGAGCUCGAGAAGGGUGAGGCACGAUGGAAAGAGCUCGUCACCUUGACUAGCCAGUUCAUCAUUCGACGAACUGCAGAUGUUCUUUCAAAAUACCUUCCGCCAAAAACAGAGCAUAUUGUCUUUUGCCGACCGACCAAGGGACAAGCAGAAGCCUACCGCGCGAUCCUUGCUUCCCCAACCUUUGCGGUCGCAUUGGGAAGUACCGACAUCGCGCUUCAGCUCAUCAACGUGCUGAAGAAGAUCUGCAAUAGUCCAUCCCUGCUCAAAUCCUCAAAAGACAACGAUGACACGCCGUCAGAGAUGUUACAAACACUCAUUCCCCUCAUUCCGCCGCAAAUACUAAACUCGAGUGCGUCGAGCGCCAAGCUACGGCUGCUCGAUAGCCUUGUACAUCGUAUACACACUACGACCGAGGAGAAGAUCGUCAUUGUGUCGAAUUAUACCACCACUCUCGACAUGAUAGAGCGCCUUCUCGUCUCCCUCUCUUACACUUUCCUACGCCUCGACGGAAGUACCCCAACGUCAAAGCGCCAGGCAUUGGUAGAAAGGUUCAAUAAGACCCCGAAAGCGACUUCGUUCGCCUUCCUCCUGUCCGCGAAGUCCGGAGGCGUCGGUCUCAACCUUAUUGGAGCAUCGCGCAUCGUGCUCUUCGAUAUUGACUGGAACCCCGCCACGGAUCUUCAGGCAAUGGCUCGUAUCCACCGCGACGGUCAAAAGUUGCCUUGUAAGGUCUACCGGUUCCUAGUUCAGGGUGGUCUGGAUGAGAAGAUCUACCAACGGCAAGUGAUGAAGAUGGGGCUAGCCAACGCCGUCGUCGACAACAAAGCCUCUGCAUCCUCCUUCUCCAGGGAAGAACUUCGCGACUUAUUCCGCCUUGAUGAGCGUGAAGGCUGUCAAACGCACGAUAUACUCGGCUGCACGUGCGAUUGCCGGGGCAGUCCGGAUAUCAAAUUAGAAACCGAGGAAGUGGUUUCAACAGACGAAGAGGACGACGAGGUCGAAAAGUACCCGGGCUUGGUAAAAGCGAGUCAGGUCGAUAUGCAUGAACAAGAAGCCAAGCUCGAGGCAAGCCGGGUGGCGAAGAAACCGAAAUUACAUAUGCUAAUGGAGUAUCGGCAUAUUGACACGAAGAUUCUCAAGCAGGCUAGUCGUGAGAAAGAGACGGAGAACGACGAGGUGGAUGUCGAUGACAUGGCGGUGGCUAUUGAUGAUGAUGUAUUCCUUGAGGUGCUGAGGGAGCCGGAGUGUAAUGUCGGGUUCUUGUUGACCAAGUCGACAUCUUAG
This is a messenger RNA of Cucurbitaria berberidis CBS 394.84, 3455 nucleotides long. RefSeq lists its product as uncharacterized. Gene Ontology annotation, biological process: double-strand break repair via homologous recombination; mitophagy; reciprocal meiotic recombination. The record is from RefSeq and is a predicted model, not a curated record. Gene Ontology annotation, cellular component: nucleus. Gene Ontology annotation, molecular function: DNA translocase activity; mitochondrion autophagosome adaptor activity; ATP-dependent chromatin remodeler activity. The coding region runs from base 87 to 3455 and encodes 1122 amino acids. The transcript has 4 exons. NCBI's taxonomy places the organism in Eukaryota, Fungi, Ascomycota, Dothideomycetes, Pleosporales, Cucurbitariaceae.